GCCGGCGCCGCCGCGUGACGUACGCGGCGCGGGAGCCGCCCCUCCCGCACGGAGGAGUCAGGCGGCCGCCCGCCGCGGCGGCCUCUGGAUGAGGACACUAGGCCGAAAGACGGUGUAGCUUGAUCGAAGUCCCAUACCACCACUUCACUAACUGGACUCCAAGGCUCUAGAUGCCUUGGUCGUUACGCUCCUCGCCACAGCCGGAGUGCGGUGCCAGUUUAACCCACGCAUUGUAGAGACGUGGAGACUAUCUGCCAGAGAGCCACAAUGGACACAGCUAGCCAUAGCCUUGUCCUUCUGCAGCAGCUGAACAUGCAGCGAGAAUUUGGUUUUCUGUGUGAUUGCACAGUUGCUAUUGGAGAUGUCUACUUCAAAGCCCACAGAGCAGUGCUUGCUGCCUUUUCUAACUAUUUCAAGAUGAUAUUUAUUCACCAAACAAGUGAAUGCAUAAAAAUACAACCAACUGACAUCCAACCUGACAUAUUCAGCUAUUUGUUGCACAUUAUGUACACGGGGAAAGGGCCAAAACAGAUUGUGGAUCAUAGUCGUUUGGAGGAAGGGAUUCGAUUUCUUCACGCCGACUACCUUUCUCACAUUGCGACUGAAAUGAGUCAAGUGUUCUCACCAGAGACUGUGCAGUCCUCAAAUUUAUAUGGCAUUCAGAUCUCAACUACCCAAAAAACAGCUGUCAAACAAGGGCUGGAGGUCAAGGAAGCUCCUUCCAAUAACAGUGGAAAUAGAGCUGCUGUCCAGGGUGACCACCCCCAGUUGCAGCUUUCUCUUGCUAUUGGGCUGGAUGAUGGCACUGCAGACCAGCAGAGGGCCCAUCCUGCUGCCCAGGCCUUGGAGGAGCACCAGAAGCCCCCCAUGUCCAUCAAGCAGGAGAGAUGUGACCCAGAAUCUGUGAUUUCCCAGAGCCAUCCCUCACCCUCUUCAGAGGUGACAGGCCCCACUUCCACCGAAAGUGGUAUCAAAAUACACCUAUGCCAUUACUGUGGGGAACGUUUUGAUUCCCGUAGUAAUCUAAGACAACAUCUCCAUACCCACGUGUCUGGAUCCCUCCCAUUUGGUGUCCCUGCUUCCAUUCUGGAAAGUAACGACCUUGGUGAAGUGCAUCCACGUAAUGAAAAUAGCGAGGCUCUUGAAUGCCGCAGGCUUAGCUCCUUCAUUGUCAAGGAUAAUGAGCAGCAGCCUGGCCACUCAAACCGGGGUACCACAGAGCCUUUGCAGAUCAGUCAAGUGUCUUUGAUCUCCAAAGACACUGAGCCAGUAGAAUUAAACUGUAAUUUUUCUUUUUCAAGGAAAAGAAAAAUCAGCUGUACUAUCUGUGGUCAUAAAUUUCUCCGAAAGAGCCAAUUACUGGAGCACAUGUAUACACACAAAGCAGUGUCUGCCAAAUGUUGUCUUCCUAGUGUUGAGGGAGAAGAGAGAAUGAAAAUGACAUCCAUAUGUAAAUUCUGGAAAAACACAUAACCCUGGAAACAAGCAUCUCAGUGAAGCUCUGUUGCUGAUCGAUGGGGAGAAUCCAUUUUAGACUCAUGUACGGUAUGGAAAUGCUAGUUCCUAAGAGUACUGAAUUAUAAGUAACUUUGGUGUCUGGGCAGAAAUGGCUGUAAACCUGAUUUAAUAUGUGUCUCCUGUACCUUAAACUGAAAAUUUACCCAGGAGUUCAACACCAACUCUUACAUAUCAGGUCCCUCUUUUUAAGCCAUCCAACCACCGAUGAACAAACUGGUAUCACUGUAAGAUAAAGCUAUAGAUCCCACUUAUAUUCAGUUUUAAUGAGUUUCUAAGUUCCUGGCUUGGUGUAAAAAUUUAAAACAAUUUCUGUUCUUAUACACAUGUUAACUGUGAAAACAGGAAAUUAAUAUUUCCCCCCUUUUCCGGAUUCAUCUGACAGACCGCUAAUCAUAGGCCAACCAUUUUGGUGUAUGUCAACACAAACAGGCUUUUAAAAAAGUAAUCUAGGGGACUUCCCUGGUGGCGCAGUGGUUAGGAAUCUGCCUGCCAAUGCAGGGGACACGGGUUUGAUCCCUGGUCCGGGAAGAUCCCACAUGUCGCAGAGCAACUAGGCCCAUGAGCCACAACUACUGAGCCUGUGCUCUAGAGCCCGUGCUCCUCAACAAGAGCGGCCACCGCAAUGAGAAGCCCGCGCACUGCAAUGAAGAGUAGCCCCCACGCGCCACAACUAGAGAAAGCCCACGUACAGCUACGAAGACCCAACGCAGCCAAAAAAAAAAAAAAAAAAGUAAUCUAUAAGAUCAUCUCAUUUCAAACUCCAUAAUACCAUGUAGAUGGUUUAGAAAUAAUCCUGAUGCGGACAAUGAAUAUAGCAGGACCAUUAGAAGAACUGGCUGAGCUGUCCCCAAUGUGGUCAUCAGCGUGGAUAUGGUGCCGAGCCUCACAAUGAGAGGCCUCUGUGCAGGGAGGCCUGUCAUGGGGAGAGGCCGUGGGGUGACUCAAAAGCUCAGCUCUAAGGGCCUCACAUGGUCUCCUGAGGCUCUCUGAAACCGAAGUCAGACACCCUCUCUUGGAAAUACUCACAGGCUGAAGAUGUUGCUCAAACCACCUGUGGUCUAUUAUUGGAGCAUACCAUCUAUCACUCACUAUGAAGUACUUUUAAUAAACUUUAUAAUUAUCUAGUAAGUAGCACGAUCAUAUGAAUGUAUUAGUUAAUUGCAGCACCUGAAGUACGCCACAGUUUUUGUCAGUGGUAACUGCUGAGAAAUGCUGGGACAACGGACACAGAUGGAUCUCCACGUCUGGAGUGCUCAG
Molecule: messenger RNA, 2775 nt
Organism: Kogia breviceps (pygmy sperm whale)
Lineage: Eukaryota; Metazoa; Chordata; Mammalia; Artiodactyla; Physeteridae
Gene: ZBTB25
Product: zinc finger and BTB domain containing 25
Biological process (GO): regulation of transcription by RNA polymerase II
Cellular component (GO): nucleus
Molecular function (GO): DNA-binding transcription factor activity, RNA polymerase II-specific; protein binding
Source: RefSeq, a predicted model, not a curated record